Messenger RNA from Ipomoea nil (Japanese morning glory), 1053 nucleotides. RefSeq lists its product as uncharacterized. NCBI's taxonomy places the organism in Eukaryota, Viridiplantae, Streptophyta, Magnoliopsida, Solanales, Convolvulaceae. The record is from RefSeq and is a predicted model, not a curated record. Gene Ontology annotation, molecular function: nucleic acid binding; zinc ion binding. The transcript is spliced from 3 exons. The coding region runs from base 1 to 1053 and encodes 350 amino acids.
AUGAAAAUCUAUAUUUUGGCACAAGGAGAAGGAGUUUGGGAAUUCGUUGAGAAAGAAUGGAAGAAUCCAGUUGAUGAUAAAGGUAAUCAAAAACCUAAAGCAGAAUGGAAUGAAGAAGAGCGAAGAGAAUAUAAUUACAAUUCAAAAGCAAUGAAUGCCAUCUAUGGAGCGGUAAGUGAAGAUACUUUCAAACUAAUCGCUACCACUGGCAUAGCUAAAAUUGCAUGCGAUAUACUAUGUGAUCAUCACGAAGGAAAUACUUCUGUUAAGCAUUCCAAGCUGCAAAUGAUACAAACACAGUUUGAGAAUUUAAAAAUGGAAGAAGAUGAGGAUAUCUCACAGUUUAGUGCAAGAGUUUUAGGGAUUGCUGGAGAUGCGUUUAACCUAGGCGAACCUAUUCCUGAACCUAGGCUCGUCAAAAAGGUCCUACGUUCCCUACCUGAGAGAUUUAUGAUAAAGGUUACAGCCAUCCAAGAAAACAAAGAUCUAAACACCUACAAACUCAGGAAAAAUAAUGACAAAGGAAUUGCGCUCCAAUCAAAGCAGAAAGAGAGUCCAGAAAUUGAUACUGAAACCAUGGAACAAUCAAUUGCUCUCCUAACAAUGAAUUUCAACAGAGUUCUCAAAAAAUUCAACAAAUUUAGAAGCAAAAGUGCUUCAAUCAAUCAAGGGAACUUCCCAACUGGACAAAAUCAAUCUAUUUCAAAAGGAAGGGAGAGUCUAAAACCUGAAGGAAUUCAGUGCUACGAGUGCAAAGGGUUUGGACACAUCCAGUCAGAAUGUCCAACAUACUUUAAAAGGAAGAACAAAACAUAUGUGGCAACACUAAGCGAUGACUCAGAUAGUGAAGAAGACACCAACACUAAUUUCGUAGCAUUCACCGCAAAUCAUGAGAAUGACAACGGAAACGAAAAUGAUAUGCAAGAACUGCUAGAGUCAUAUACCCAAUUGCAUGCUAAAUGGGAACAAAUCAUCAAUGUGAAUCUAGAGCUCAUGCAAGAAAAUCAGUUUCUAAAAGAGAGGCCAAACUGUUACAAGAAAUCAAGGCACUAG